AGCCAACUCGACCAUUGUUUUCUUCUGAUUCUUGUGGUUUUUAUUUCUCUUUGCGGUCCGCUGAACGGAUUUUUUUAAUUUUUUAAUUGUAAUUUUUUAUUUUUGAGUUUCAAUCACGCGUCGGUCCGUGCCCCAGCCCAGACCAGCCGCGUCCUCCCACAGUCAUGUCGUGCCCGUCCAUGUUGGCCGAGUGCAACAGCACGCUCCAACAAUGCAGCGAAGGCCUGUUUCAAUGCAAAGACGCAUUCCCGACAAGCACCACCCUCUCCUGGUUUUCGACGGCCAACAUUUUGAUCAUCAUCAUUCUGGUGGCGACAGAGCGUUGCGUACAUGCGCUCUUUCGGCGGUUUUCGUUUCGGUACCGCUUGCUCACACCGUCGCACCAGCACAACACUUGUGCCUACCAGCUUCAAAUCAUCUACACGACCGUCUGCCUGCUGCUGUCGCUCAUCUAUGGCGUGCCGCUGAUUCUGGACAACCAAAACCCUCACAUAGACGUGCACACACUGGAAAUGUGUCGGCUCAACUUGGCCAUCCUGGCCUUCCUGUAUGCGUACGAGUUGUCGUACCGGCCGCAGAUGGGCCUGCAGCUUGCAGUACACCAUGUUUGCACCAUUCUGCUGUGCAUCCUGGCCGUUCGAAACUACGAGGACGAACGACAGCCCGUCGCGAUCGCCAUGACCAUCUCGCUCGGCUUUACCGCGAAUACCGAGCAGCUCACGUUCGUCGCCCUGACAUGGUUCCGGCUCCGCUUGAAGGGAAGCAACCUUCUUUUCAAAAUUGCCGCCAUACAAACGCUGGUCUUUAAGAUCUUCUUCACCGGUCUCACCCUCGGCCUGUGGGGAAAGUAUCUGGCCCCGCAAGACGCAACGUGGUGGCUUGUUCUUCGGCCACUCGUUCCCAUUCUCAUCUCAAUCCUGUUCGUGACGCAAGUGUACGGCGCUUUUAUCUUGUGGAAGCUCAGCUUCCGCGAACGGGCCAUGACGAUCGAAGAGGUCUUCAAAGCUGCCAAGAAGAAGCCCGGUCUUGGUCUGCAUCGUCUGGAUGCCUCAGGAGGUAUCGCACCCAGCUGGCCUCGCGUGUCUCUUCGUCAGUCGAUGCGAGAGGUGGUGGAGCGACGAUCUUCUUCUGCACCAAACAUGUCUGACAGCAGCGCGACUGGAACCACACCGAUGACACAAAGACUAGCCAGCGACUCAAAGCUUGUGACCAAGCAGUAUGUGCUAUCUCAUCAAAAGAAGGGCGGGUCUCAAGUAGUGCUGCAAAAUUUGCCACCGCCUGCAGGCGUGUCACAGCCAGCAGAGCGCGAAGGAGCAAGCUCCAGCAAGCAGACCAAAGGGAAAGCCAAGUCCAGUGACAAGGGAGGAGCACUCGGCGGAGCAACCAGCGAAGCCCAUCUCAUGUCUUCGUCGGCAGACCACGACGACCACGACGACCACGACGGAGCAGGAGUAGAACCAACCGCGCAAGACAACUUGCAAAAGUCCACUUUGGCAGCAUCCCAGAUGUCUCUCUCGAGCGCAGGCUCGGAGCACACCGUGCGUGCCUCCUUUACAUCCGCCGAGCAAGGGCGAGCGAGCGCGUCGUCCUUCCAAAAAGCAGUGGUGCCAGUCAAGCGGCCGAAAUCGGUAACACUCAAUUUGCCGCCCCCAGAUCCAAACGAGGACGAGGGCACUGACAGGAUUGCCUUCCGCUCCGACGGUGUCGUCGUGCGCGGCGGUUCCAACGAGGGCUACGGCACUGUUCGCGGCAUGUUCCUGCCGUCCGAGCUCGCGUGGAGCGACCACAACGAACUCAUCCGUGUCUCGUCCAGCACCUCCUCGACGUCCGCCUCGGAGCUUCUCGCCGCUCACCGCAGUCCGGACGACGACGAGGAAGAUGUCGAUCUCGAGGCAGCCGACAUGCUUCAAAUGGACGAGAUUUCCAAGCCCUCGUUUGGGUAGGGCGCUACUCUUGUCGCUUUCUCACCCAAUGUCACUCGAGCGCAAACGAGGGGGGAAAUUAUACUGACUCGAUUGCAUUGUAUUCGUUUCGCGUCGAGCUCGUAUUGAAAGUGCGGGGAUUAUAUGCCAACCAUGCUCCAGCAUUUCAUCCGUUUUUCCGUACCACUCCACACGCUCUUCCUUUAUUUUCUGUCGUUGCUUGUGUACUGUAUGUGUAUGUGAUUUGUACUGUACAAGGACAUGUUCGGUCCGAUUCCAUGUUUUUCGUAGUUUGAGUUGAAACAACCUUUUCA
Capsaspora owczarzaki ATCC 30864 is the source of this 2236-nucleotide messenger RNA. RefSeq lists its product as hypothetical. The transcript is spliced from 2 exons. NCBI's taxonomy places the organism in Eukaryota, Filasterea, Ministeriida, Capsasporidae. Bases 165 to 1943 code for a protein of 592 amino acids. The record is from RefSeq and is a predicted model, not a curated record.